Molecule: messenger RNA, 1932 nt
Organism: Rubroshorea leprosula
Lineage: Eukaryota; Viridiplantae; Streptophyta; Magnoliopsida; Malvales; Dipterocarpaceae
Source: the annotation of a GenBank genome assembly
ACCGCCUUCCAGAAUCAUCUAAACGCUUACAUUACAAUCCUCUUCUACUCUGCAGUCUUUGCGAAGGAAAAAUGAGUGGAUCAAGCCGCACCCUUUAUGUGGGCAAUCUUCCAGGGGACAUUCGUAUGAGAGAAGUUGAAGAUUUAUUUUACAAGUAUGGACCCAUUGUUGAUAUUGAUUUGAAGAUACCACCAAGGCCUCCUGGUUAUGCUUUUGUUGAGUUUGAAGAUCCACGUGAUGCUGAAGAUGCAAUUCGUGGCCGAGAUGGGUACAAUUUUGAUGGAUGCCGAUUGCGUGUUGAGCUGGCACAUGGUGGGCGAAGACCCUCAUCCUCAGUGGACCGCUAUAGCAGUUAUAGUGGUAGCAGCAGUCGUGGACCUUCUAGGCACUCUGAUUAUCGUGUUUUGGUGACUGGCUUACCUUCUUCUGCUUCAUGGCAAGACUUAAAGGAUCACAUGCGCAAAGCUGGGGAUGUCUGCUUCUCUCAAGUCUUUCGUGAUCGUGAGGGUAUGACGGGGAUUGUAGAUUAUACAAAUUAUGAUGAUAUGAAAUAUGCUAUUAGGAAACUUGAUGGUUCUAAGUUUCGAAAUGCAUUUUCCUCUGGGGCUUACAUACGGGUGAAGGAGUACGAUGCCAGACGGAGCUACUCAAGAAGUCCAAGUCGCAGCCCAUCUGGUCGAAGCCGCAGUCGCAGCCCUAGCUAUAGUAGCAGGAGCAGGAGCAGAUCCCCUAGAGCCAAAUCCCCACGUCAAUCUUUAUCUAGAUCGGUUUCUCCCCGCUCUCGCUCUCUGUCACCUGCCCACUCGGAUUCAAGAUCUGGCUCUUUGCGGCUGUCUGGGGAUUGGAUGUUAGGAACUUGAUGGGAUGUGGUGCUCAAAUGCCUGCAACUCAUUUUGUUGUUGAGGUAAUGCUGUUUUUGUUGACGAGCACCUCUGGAAAAAUAUUAAGGUCUAACAAUUCCACUAUAUAAUGAAUGACAUGCAACAAUUGCUAGACUGGAACUGGAUCAGUAUAGUGGAUGGAUCACAAUUCGAGGGCUGGACUUGCCGUGAAUUAGGUGAACUAUUGCGUGGACACAUCAAACCAAAGUCAUUUAACCUUCAACUCCAUUCAAACGGACCAGAAAUUUCUUUGAUUUGGUGUUAAAGAGGGCUUUAGUAGUUUGUGUUCCAUUUUGGUUAUGUUUUAAGCUGUCACAACCUGCUGGUAAAAGGAUGAUUUCCACUUGGCGAGAUUUUUAGUAAUGAACAUUGUUUCACUGUCUGUUGGUUGCUGCUAAAGAUUGAUGGUAUUUUCCUUUUGUACAAGUAUGCUUACUCUGACAUGGACGUGGCACUCAGAGACUUGGACCAAAGAUUCAUGAGUAUAAUUCUGAAUAUUAAAUUGGUUUGUUUCUUAAAUUUUUGCAGAUCACGAUCAAGGUCCAGAUCACCAACUCCAUCACCCCGCAAAGCAGUGAGCAGAAGCCCAGGCAGGAGUGGGAGUCGCAGCUUAUCACGGUCCCAAUCACCUUUGCCCCGCAAAGUGGUGAGCAGAAGCCGGAGUCGCAGUUCCUCACAGUCCUGAUCACCACCUUUGGUGAAAUCCGAUUAAUGGUGGUCAGAUGGAGCACUGCUGAUGGUUCUGGCCCGUUAAGAGUACUGUAAAAGUGGCUUUAGGAAUGUCUGAAUAAGAGUUAAUGCCAUGCUACAAUGACAGUCAAAAUUUCGACUUAAAAGAUUGGAUAAUUAUAUACCUCAACCUUUUUAAAUUUUUUCAUCAACGCUGUUGUAUUACUCUAAUCUUUACAGAGUGGUAUUUUUCAACUAUUGGAUUUUUUUCCUUCACUGCAAAUAUGGUCUGGUUCUCGUUUAAUGUCUCCCGUCUCUUUGGUGUGAUUUUGUUUUUCUAGUUUAAUCUUGCAUGGUUCUAGAUUAAAAAAGAAAUUCUCAU